GAGAGAGAGAGAGAGAGGCGGUUGCCCGUCGAUCUGCCGCGGCACUCCCAUUUCGUCUUCGCCUCCUUCGUCGAGGCGCUCGCUACUCUUCUUUGCGUUCUUGGGGUUUUGAUCGAGAGUGGUCCUGCACGCGUUGAAUCUUUUCGGGAUUCUUCGUGAGCUCCAGACAAGGAUAGCAGGCAACAAGAAUUAGAAAUCUGGGAAGCUUUUAAUCAAUGCUUAGCAUAAUGAAGCAUAGCUACAUCUGGAAUUGAGUUCACCUUGAGUGCUUCUAACAAAAUCUUCAAUGUCUGGGCUACUUAAUACAACCCUUAAUGGUUCCGCAUCAAAUCUCACGGACUCGACGGGUCGACCCUACACGUCGUUCUCUGCUCAGUCUGCUACAUCUCCUGGAUUUCAUCAUUCUGUAGGUGGUUUGCAAGGACUUCAUAACAUUCAUGGAAGUUUUAACUUGCCAAACAUGCCGGGUUCAUUUGCAUCAAGAAAUGCAGCAAUGAGUGGUGUCCCAUCAGGAGGUGUUCAGCAACCAGGGGGAAGUAUUUCUAGUGGACGGUUUGCAUCAAAUAAUCUUUUGGUUGCGUUAUCUCAGAUGUCUCAUGGUUCUGGUGUCACAAAUAGAGGGGGUAUCAAUGUUGUUGGAAAUCAUGCUUUUGGUAAUAGCAUGAACGGAGUCGGUGGGUCAAUAACUGGUAUUUCCUCAAAUUCUGCUACUAGCAAUCGUAAUUCGGUCCCUGGCUUGGGAGUUUCUCCAGUAUUGGGUAAUGUAGGACCAAGAAUUCCAAACUCUAUGGGAAACAUUGUUGGCGCUGGUAACAUGGGAAGAAGCAUUAGCUCUGGAGGAAUAUCCAUUCCGGGACUAGCUUCACGUAUAAACUUAGCUUCCAAUAGUGGAGCAGGAAGCCUCAGUGUACAAGGACCCAACAGACUGAUCAGUGGCAUGCUUCAGCAGGCACCACAAAUGAUUGGUAUGCUUGGAAAUUCUUAUCCUACAUCUGGAGGACAGUUAUCUCAAAGUCCAGGUGGGAAUAACCCAUUAAGCUCUAUGGGAGUGUUGAACGAUCUAAAUGUUGCUGACAGUUCUCCUUUUGAUAUGAGUGAUUUUCCUCAAUUAAAUUCACGACCAAGUUCAGCCGGCGGUCCACAAGGGCAAUUGGGUACAACACGGAAGCAAGGAGGUGUUAGCUCCAUUGUCCAGCAAAGUCAAGAAUUUAGCAUACAAAAUGAAGAUUUUCCAGCUUUGCCAGGAAGUAAAGGUGGUAGUUCAGACUUUUCCGUGGACUUGCAUCAAAAGGAACAACUUCAUGAAAAUAUUUCCACAAUGCAGCCACAUAAUUUACCUAUGUCAAGAUCUGUUGGGUUUAGCUUGGGAGGAACUUAUCUACCUAAUCGUCAGCAACAACAACAUUCUACUUCAGCCGGUGGUGGUGGUUUACCUUUUACACCUGGAAAUAAUCAAGAUCUUCUUCGAUUACAUGACUCUGACUUCUUUUCUUCUCAUGGAACGUAUCAUUCACAGAUUCAAAACAGUGGAGCCCCUAGCAUUGGUUUGAGAACCCUGAGCUCUCCAACUCCAGCUUCUGGUGUUGGAGCAGCAUAUGAGCAGCUCAUUCAGCAGUAUCAGCAUCCACAAAGUCAAUCUCAUUUUCGGCUGCCAAUGUCAGAUGUUAGUCAGUCAUAUAGAGAUCAGAACUUGAAGUCCUCUACAGGGUCACAAGUAGCUCCUGAUCGGUUUGGUUUGCAGGGUUUGUUAAGUGUUAUUAGGAUGUAUGAUCCAGAUCUGACAUCUCUUGCAUUGGGAAUUGAUUUAACUACAUUAGGACUAAAUUUAAACUCUUCAGAGGAUCUUUAUAAAACAUUUGGUUCUCCAUGGUCCGAUGAGCCUGCCAAGGGAGAGCCUGACUAUUGCAUUCCAACUUGUUAUUAUUCCAAACCACCACCCCUUCUACAUCAAGGGCAUUUUUCAAAAUUUCAGGUAUCAACACUGUUUUACAUCUUUUAUAGUAUGCCAAAGGAUGAAGCUCAACUCUAUGCGGCUUCUGAACUAUAUGCUCGUGGAUGGCUGUACCACAAAGAGCAUCAGUUGUGGUUCACAAGAGUUCCAAACGUGGAACCUCUUGUUAAGACUCUCACAUAUGAAAGAGGAACCUACGUUUGUUUUGAUCCUAACACAUGGGGAACAAUUCUGAAGGAGAACUUUGUUUUGCACUAUGAGGCUGUCGAGAAGAAACCCAUACUUCCUUCUGAUCGCCCUCACCUAGCCUAAAAGUUUGCCUAUGUAAAACAUAUCUUGUUACUGUUAGAAUAAAUUGAUCCAAUCUAUUCAUUUUUAUACAUAGCAGUCAGUGUUCCCAGUUUUUACCAACUUGGUCACAGUUUUCCUUGCAGCCGAAUGUUUAGAUGUAGGACUUGACUCAUAUAGGUAGGAUAUGAAUUCACCUCCUGUACUUGAAGCUCACUGACCUAUUGGACUACAAGCAGAAAUUUUAAGCAGUGUUUUUUCUUAA
This is a messenger RNA of Musa acuminata AAA Group (dessert banana), 2504 nucleotides long. Its product is annotated as probable NOT transcription complex subunit VIP2. The record is from RefSeq and is a predicted model, not a curated record. NCBI's taxonomy places the organism in Eukaryota, Viridiplantae, Streptophyta, Magnoliopsida, Zingiberales, Musaceae. Gene Ontology annotation, biological process: regulation of DNA-templated transcription; nuclear-transcribed mRNA poly(A) tail shortening. Bases 287 to 2263 code for a protein of 658 amino acids. The transcript is spliced from 15 exons. Gene Ontology annotation, cellular component: P-body; CCR4-NOT core complex.